Molecule: messenger RNA, 1830 nt
Organism: Penicillium atrosanguineum
Lineage: Eukaryota; Fungi; Ascomycota; Eurotiomycetes; Eurotiales; Aspergillaceae
Exons: 1
Coding region: 1-1830 (609 amino acids)
Source: RefSeq, a predicted model, not a curated record
AUGGAUGGCCAGUCUUCUCCAGAGAAGCCUCAACAGCCUCAGGAGAAACAAUCUGGAACGUCAGAACCGGAUACCUUGAAUAAUGUUGGAUCCUCACCCUUAUCAUCUACCAGUCAACAAGUCACAAGCGACCAACAACAGACCUCACAUGUCUCGGGAGACUCUACAUCCUCUCCUCGCCCCCGAAGAUUCCUAGCACAACCGAUCGAAACCUCAUCGCGCAGUUCUAAAACUCGACCGACCCCCACCAGAACCACAGGAGACCGCGAAGAUGCCCCUCAUACCUCCACAGAGACGGCGCGGUCGGAUGAGAACAAACCCCGUCGACGCUUUUUGCCACAACCGAUUGAAACAACAACAAAGUCAAGCAAUGAGAGAACUUCGUCAAGAUCACAAACAUCGGAGCAGAACAAUCCGUCCGGCCCAAGACGGUUCAAACCCGACUUGAUUGAAACAGACCGUCGCUCAGUCAGAGGAGAGUCAGAAGAGCUUCCCUAUGUGUCGAAAUCACCAGGGUUGAGGCAGGAGGCCUGGAGAAAUAUGUCGCGACUCAGCCCCAAUCGUCCUGCCUACGCAGAGCUACCCGAGUCCAAGUUCUCAUACGCAAGUCUCCUUCGCCGCCAAGAAGGACGAAGGCAUUCAUUUCGAGUUCCGGAACUGCCGUCAAUUGAGUCCAGUGGCAGUGAGGAGGACUCUGAUGAACCGUCCCACUCACCAUCUUUAUCGUCCUCCCACAAAUCCAGAUCGUCACAGAAGUCCACCGGCAACCCCAAGCCUGAAGAGCUACGCCGGGAGAGUUGCGAUGGCGAGUAUUCAGAAUUUCUACUCUCUCUAGCUGCGCGCUCAGCACAGAAACAACUCAGAGAUCAGGCGCUAGCCGCCUUUCCCAAUGAACAAGAUUAUGAGCCCGUGGAUCAUUUCGAUUUUGCCAUUGACGACGAAGACAGUCAGUCGGAAGAUGAUCUCAAGUAUCCUCAGAAACACCAUCUUAAAUCCCGACGACAGUCAUCGGCCGAUCUAUCCUGGGAACUCGAGUACAUGCGCCAUCACAAGGAAGAGGCGGAAAUGCGCUUGCGAGCGAUGGUCAACUCGAAGAAUCGAAACCGGACCUCUGCUGGGUAUCAACCGACUCCAAGAGCAGAUGGUAAAAUAAGUCCACCGAUGCUUGGAGAGGACAUCGUCUUGCCGCAGAGUUCGUCUCCAGACGGGACGAUGUGCGAGAAUUCAACAGCCGAGAAUGGCUCAUCACAAGAUCCCUGUCAUGGCUGCGGCGGUCUCUGGUGUGCCGACAGUCGACCAGAUGGCGGACGAGGCGCCGGCCUCUGGAUGGGCACCUGUCGUAAAGGCCAAAGCGGAGAUGACCACUUACACCCGUUCUCCGGCAUCAUGACCCCAAUGCCAACAGACCUAGACAGACUAUCGCGCUCUUCCACCAGCACAAACCUCCACGGCAUGGCAGGAUCUUCCCCACGACCUGACAUUCUCACCAUUACAGCUAAAUCCAUGGAAGACGAAUUCCACGACGGCUUCGUCACCCAAAUCUACAACUAUCUGUCCCUUGGCUACCCCUGCAUCGCCCGCUACUACGACUACGAACUAAGUAAAAUCUCAGGAAUUGCAGUCCAAGACCUCCGACGCGAUGACCUACAUACAGACGCUAGAGGAUACGUCGUUGCAAUGGAAAGUGAUCCUAACACGGCGUGUACUAGAUGGCGAGCUCUCCGUCGGUAUAUUCGCGAAUGGGCCCGUCAACAACCAAGCAUAGCAGAAGAAGAUACAGGACUUGAGGGUUGGGGAAUGCCGGAGAGGAGAGGAAGUUGGGCAAUUUGA